This is a messenger RNA of Uranotaenia lowii, 9625 nucleotides long. Its product is annotated as facilitated trehalose transporter Tret1-like. The record is from RefSeq and is a predicted model, not a curated record. Gene Ontology annotation, molecular function: transmembrane transporter activity. Lineage: Eukaryota; Metazoa; Arthropoda; Insecta; Diptera; Culicidae. The transcript is spliced from 7 exons. Gene Ontology annotation, biological process: transmembrane transport. Gene Ontology annotation, cellular component: membrane. The coding region runs from base 1026 to 2789 and encodes 587 amino acids.
UUCAGACUCCCUCUGCCCGAUCCUGUCCUAUCGGUUUUUUAACGAAUCGUAAUGAAGAUGCGUCCCGGUUUGUGGGAGUUCAAGGAGAGAGAAACCGGUGCCUUCCUCAGAACAGACUCAACGGGGAAAAUUGUUAAGUUUCACAGGUGCAGCGUCCUGCUCAGCAUCCGCUCGAGCCUGUGGAUCGACAUCCAUAUCCGGUGGUGACGCAACGAAAUCCUCUCUCCAGCAGCAGCAGCAAACAGCACGUAAAACUAAAACCUGCCGAUCUCGGCAAUAGUUCAAGUAGCCAUUACAGUAACUACUACCCGAGCCAUCAUAAUCCUGCUCCUGCUCCAGCUCCUAGAACGGCUGCCAAGAGUCUCGAUUACCAGAAGCAGCUGCUGAACAACCUCCAACAUUCGACCACAGCCAGCAGCGGCAAUCCAGUUGGCAUUCUGAAAAAUAACACCAAGCGACGUCCACUGAUUUACGAGCUGAAACAGUAUGAGUAUUUCAACAACGACGCCUAUUCCAGAGCGCAACCUCCUUCCUCGCAGCAUCCGCAGCAGCAACAUUUGCCUAUAGCUAAGAACACCAACAGUGUGCUCCAGCAGCACUACGCUGGCCAUAACUACAAUAUCAAUUAUAAUCUAAAUUUUACGAAAAAUCAAUACAACAUUCUGAUAUCGCCACCAACGACGGCGUCCGGAGCCUCCAGGGGCACAGGAGCAGCGCCACCAUACGACGAGAACAAUCAUUACGAAAGCCAUUAUCAGUAUCAGCAGCAUCAGAACAACGUUAGGAACAACUAUAAGAAUAGCAACGCCACCAAUCAUCAUCUGUACAGCAACAACAACUACAAUCAAUACUUUGCCAACAACCAUCAUCAGAAUCAGCAACAGCAGCAUCAGCAUCAGCACCAAAGGCAACAUCAAGGCAAGUCCUCCUCGGCCGGGACCGGGGUCUAUCUGGACGAGAAGCCACCGCUGCUGCUAGUUGGGGACGACCCGUUUGCAGCGGAUUCGGGCAACCACAUUGGCAAGAUGCAACGCGAGGAGAUAAUCAUCGAACACAGUCAGCUGGUUGGAGACGGAAGUGGACCAGGCGCUGUCAUACUGCCCGCAUGCGGUGGCCAGUCGGCGGCCAGGGCGGGCCCAGGUGGACAGCAGCCACUACUGAAUGGGGGAGGCGGAGGCACCGGCAAGGGUGGCAAGCUAAGUGUCAUCAACCGGUCGCACCAUUUUACGCAGAUAAUUGCAGCUCUAGCCGUAUCAAUCGGACCGCUGGCAGCGGGUCUUGGUAAGGGUUACUCGAGCCCGGCCAUUGCCAGCUUGCAGGAGCUGCAGAUUCGCCAGCGGGGUAACUAUACCGCUUUUUCGGUCAACGAUCAACAGGCAAGCUGGAUCGCCAGUCUAUCACUUUUGGGUGCCCUGUUCGGGGGAAUGUUCGGCGGCGUGGCCAUGCAGUACGGCCGGAAACGAGUGCUGGCACUGAUGUCGUUGCCAUUUUCGCUCUCCUGGAUUCUGACCGUGUUCGCCAAAUCGGUCGAAACGAUGUUCUUCACCGCUUUCGUCGGCGGCUUCUGCUGUGCCAUCGUGUCAACCGUGACCCAGGUCUACAUCAGCGAAAUUUCCUCCCCGGACAUCCGGGGCUUCCUGAGUGCGAUCCAGAAAAUUGCCGGCCACAUGGGGAUGCUCAUCUCCUACCUGCUGGGAGCGUACCUGGACUGGCGGCAGCUGGCGAUGCUCGUCUCGGUGGCGCCCAUUAUGCUCUUCAUAUCUGUGAUCUAUAUACCGGAAACGCCGAGCUUCUUAGUGCUUAGGGGUUGCGACGAUGAAGCCCAUCGUUCCCUCCAAUGGCUUCGGGGUCCACAUAAAAACGUAGAGAUAGAACUCGACACAAUCCGAUCGAACGUACGUACAUCGAGAAUCAACCUGCUGAAUCGAAUGACAUCCCGGGGCAGCAACGGUGCCAAUCAACAGCAAUUGCCAACGCAUUGCCAGCAUCCGACCGGCAGCACCCAGAGUCGACUUGGAACGGUGAGCCGGCUGCCGGAAAUCGUCCGCAACUGGCAGCUACCGCGGGUCUCCUUCGACGCCAUCGCCGGAAAUGUGAAGGCCGUCAUGCGAAAUGCCCGACUUGUCAAGCCCGUAUCGAUCACCUGUGGCCUUAUGAUCUUCCAGCGAUUCACCGGUGCCAACUCGUUCAACUUCUACGCGGUGACCAUCUUCAGCAAAACGUUUGCCGGAAUGAAUCCCCAUGGUGCAGCCAUUGCCGUCGGGUUUGUGCAGCUGCUUGCAUCCAUGUUGUCCGGAUUGCUGAUCGAUACGGUUGGUCGAAUACCUUUGCUGAUUGUGAGUUCGGUGUUUAUGUCACUCGCGUUGGCUAGCUUUGGAUCGUUCGUGUACUACGGACAGACCAAUAAAAUGUUGGCAAACAUUGAACCGGAUGUUCCGGCUGGAAGUAACGACUGGAUUCCGCUGUUGUGUGUGCUGGUGUUUACUGUUGCCUUUUCGUUGGGCAUUUCACCCAUUUCGUGGCUUCUGGUGGGCGAACUGUUCCCGCUUGAGUAUCGAGGCAUCGGAAGUUCGAUUGCUACCAGCUUCAGCUACUUUUGUGCUUUCCUCGGCGUUAAAACCUUUAUGGACUUUCAGGCAAUGUUUGGCCUUCACGGGACAUUUUGGCUGUACGCGUGCAUAUCCUGCGUUGGGUUAUUUUUCGUCAUCAUGGUCGUCCCGGAGACCAAGGGCCGGGACCUGGAGGAGAUGGAUCCGAAGUAUGUGCGUACCCUGACGAUCAAUCGAUGAGACAUGGGAACGCACGUAGAAUAUCUAGUAUAGUAUUUACUGGGCCCUUGCGCUUUCACCUUCGAUGCGAUAGCGUUCACUAGGACUAAUACUGAGACUACGUGCAUAGGCAGCUGCCCCGAUAGUACGGAAAUGCUUCUAGGAGAGACUCCAGGUGGCUGCAACAUCCGGGAUGGCUUAACUCGCGUUAGAUUACUAUUUUUAAAGUGGUGCUUAGUGCUGAAUGUUACUUAUUUAAUCCAAGAGUGAGACCAACGACGAGCGACGAAUAAGUACGUUGUGAAUACCAAUAUGUCAAAUGUUCCUAACCUAGGCAAGAUGAUAUGGAUGUUUGAGGGACAGUGAGUGUGAGAGGAUGUCAAAGAAUCGUCGUUUAUCUGCCGCUGCGAUUAUAAUACAAUGUUGCUUAUGAUUUACCAGUUUCAAUUCAACCUUUGCUCUGUAAAUAGGCAGAUAGGCCAUUAACAAACAAACCCUGACCGUACUUAGCUUAUAGCUGUAAGAAUCUCGUUUACUUAACACAACUAACAAAAGAAAAUAGUUCUAGAGCCACACUUAAGAUUCUGCUUAGCCUCUGCCAAACACAUACAAUGAAAGCGCAGCUUGAAUGACUUAAUGCCGGAAAAAACUAAAACUUAUUUCCUCUUGUUUGUUAAUAGUUUUUCAUUGGAAUUCGGCACAGACUUGCGCUAAUACACACACAAAAAUACACACCAACUGCAUACUGUAAAUACGGAACCGUUAAACGCACAAAGGAGUAUUGAUACUACAUUAGGGAAAAAAUGAAAUCCGCUGUUUGUUGGCGCCCUUCGGACAAACAUGAUUCAGAAGUAAGAAGAAAAAUUUAAUUGAAGAUAAUGCUUAGAGAACGACGCAAGGUGAAGGUGAUUCUGUACGGUGGUAGUUGGAAAUAUUUAAAAUUUUUAUGUGUAUUCAUCUAAAAUCAGCUGAAGCCUAUUUGUUUUGUAUUUUUUUCACAAAACAAUCCAUCGGCCUUUAGAAGGCUGAAGGCGAAUUUUGUAGUCCAAAGGGCAUUCGAUCAAAUUCAUAUCUUUUGGAAAAUUUUGUGCACAUAAUUUCUUUUAUCUGUUCUAUAUUAUUUUUAGUAAUGUAUAGAAUUCAAGAUGAGGGAGUUUCUAAUGCUCCCUAAAAAUUGAAUCUAUCAUUCCUUGAAAGAUUUCAGUGUCAUUUUGUAGGCCAAACGGCAUUUGUGUAAAUCCAUAAUUUUCUUGCUACACUUAAAAAAAAUAGAAUCCAUCUUAUUUCAAAACAAAUCAGUCGCCAAAAUUUGAGUCCUAUCACUCUACACCUUGAGAUAAACAUCCUGGAGAAUAUGUAGGACCUUAUUGAAAUCUGGGAUACAUAAAACGUUCAGUGAUGAUGAAAAUAUAAGGCGAAGAAUGUUAUUCGGUAAUGUUUCCUAAAGAGUGAAUUAAUCAACAUUGGAAAUUUGCAGGGACAUUCUCGAACGGCAAUCGUAUAGAUUUCUGCUUCUCUGAGUUUCCUCCAAAAACAUCCUUUUUCAAGAUUUCAUAAUUUUAUAGAUUUUUUCACUCUAAACCAUGUGUUGAACAACCCAAAGAAACUUUGAGAAUAUAACAAUAUCCUCAUGUAUCUUAGUGAUAUUGAGAAUGCAAGAAAAAUUGCUAUUGAAUACUUUACCUAAACUGAGUUUGUAAGGCUUUGUUUGUAAGAUAGCAGGAGUAUUCUUUAAACCAAAUGGCAGAUGCGUUCCUUAUUCUUUUGAUCAACUUAAAACGACUCAAAACGUUACUCGAAUUGUCAAAUCGUAUUUUAGAUUAUAGAAGAUAAUCGAACUAAUCACUCUUUUUCUUGAGACAAGCAACUCAGAUCUGAAGGAUAAAUAUUCUAUAAGUAUGUUGGUUAUCCACCAUGGGUGCACGGAUUCACUACAGUUUCUGCCUAAGUAUGAGCUUACACAAUGUAGUGCGUACAUCACACCUGGACACCAUGGCUUCGUACUUACUAAUAGGGAGUGAAAGUAUUGCGUGUUUAAGAUGCGAGACAGUGAUAUUACUAAUCCUUCCUCUGAACUGAAUUCAUUAGUCUUCAGAAGAUAUCAGGGGUAUUCUCCAAACCAAACGGCAUUCGUAUGAGUUCCUUAUUCUCUGGGUAUGCUUAAAACGGCUUAGAAUCUUUCUCGCAUCGAUAAAUCAAAUGCCAGAUCAUGGAAAAUUUGGAAUUUCAUCACUCUGCUCCUUGAGAGGAGCAACCCGUAGAGUAUGUUCAUAGUCUGAAGAAUGACCAUUAUAUUAUGACCAUCCGAAACCAUGAUAUCCUAAGCAACCAUAAUUCAUAUUUAUUCAAAUAAAAGCUUUGAAAGGUACAUGUUGGCUGAUGAAGAGAAAAGGCUGCUCAACUCCCUUGAGGGAACUAUAUGUACUCAUUAAUGAACUUGAAAGUUGCAAAAGUAAUUUACGACGUAGUGACAACGUAGUAAGGAACUUAAGUCACAAAAAAAAGCACAAAAUUACUCUAAACGUGAUUUACUAAAUCACAAAAAGUACAUGUUAAAUGUUCAUGUGUUCAGUUGGCACCACGAAGGUUGAGGUUCGAUUCCGAAGCCGCGCAAUUUUUUUUUUCAUUACUUGAAUUAACAUUCUGAUGUAUAAUGUUGGGAAGAAGCAAUCGAGCAGCAAAUUGAACAAAGUUUGAGAUACGGCACGCACCAUCAUGGCAAAACCUUGUACUGAAUAUAGUAAAUAUUCAAGAGCAGUUGAUAUAAGCUGAUACCUAGGGUGAAAUUUAAUUGAGAGAGAAUUCUUUGCUCACUUUACGAUUUUUAGAAGCUGAAUCAAAAGGCUGCUUUUGAGCUGCAUAGAACGUACCUCAAGUCAAUGAUGAGACUGCCCAUCAAACAUAAAAUAGCAUUAGAAAUGAUAGCUCAAAUUGUUAACAAUGUUAAUGCGAAUCGCAAUUCCUACCAAAUAAGUAAACGAUCGUAAAAAUAGUUACUUAAAGUCGGUAUAAAUCGGAUAUGAUAAAGGUGGUAGGUAAAUACCCUUUUUUACGAAUUUGAUAUGAAACGUAUAACAAAGUUUCUUGAAAGAUAAACCUACAAAAAUGUUUGCUAGGUAUUUAGUAAGCAUUUUUGUUCCUGUUUUAUGGGACUUAUGGUUGCAAAGUUUCUCCCAAGUGCAUUCUUCCUCAUUCGAACACCAUUUGGCCUGAACAAUGUUACUGGAAUAUUUCAAAGGCUAAUGAAAUAUUGCAGUAACGUUUUUCAGGCCAAAUGGUGUUCGAAUGAGUUUCUCUUCCUUUUGAUAAACUUUACCGAAUUCGGAUUUAUCGUGUGUCAGAUUUCGAAAAAAAUUACUAUGCUCAGAUAAUCUAUUUGAGGCGUCUGAAGGACCAUAGUGAACAACUUGCACCGAUGUUCAGAGACGUUCAAAAUAUUCAGUUUAUUUUCUAAUGUUUCCUCAGAACUGAAUCUAUCAACCUUUAGAUAUUCGUUAGGGCAUUCAUGUAUCUUCGUGUUCCUGUUUUUGUUUAAACAAUCAUCUUUGAAAAUCAUUAGCCUGGUUUCACGAAUUUGUUUAAUUAAUCACACUUCAUCCUUGAAGUCAACUUCAAAUAAUGCUAUUUUGCAAACAUACCAAACUCUCCUGUAAGUCUGUAAAAAAAACUAUUAAACGCCUUUAGAGGCAGCAUUUUGAAGGUUGUAGGGAAAUUUUUGAAGCCAAUCGGCAUUCCUAAUAGUUUCAAACUGCCGUAGAGCUCAUUGAACAAUUCAGACCUCACCUCGCAUCGAGGAAACCGCUUCCCAGAUUUCAUAUUUUUUUUAAAGAAAAUCACUCUACAAUUUGAGAUCAACUACUCAAUCAGUAUGUGUUAUCAAUGUUUUAUCCUCGAUAUAUCUUCCAGUGAAGUUGAAGAUAUAGUAAGAAACAUAUUAUUUUCUAAUGCUUUCUCGGCAUUCAAUCUUCCAGACUUUGGAAAGUUGCUGGCACAUUUAUAAGGCCGAAUGGCAUUUUUUAAAAUGACAAUUUUAUUUGAUAUGAGUCCAUCACUUAUCAAGGAAACUGCUUGCCAGACAAAAAUUUUUUCAAAGCUGCUUAGAAAUUCCGUAGACUCGUAUAUCUUCUAUGUUUCCCUUCAGACAUAUUAAAAAAAAUGAAUACACGCACAGUUUUUGCUAACGCUUUCUCGGGAUUGAAUCCACCUUCCUCUGGAAGGUGUCAGAGUCGUUGUUUAGGCCAAAAGAUCUUCAUAAUUUUUUGAAAUUCAAACGCCCCAAAAGUGAUAAUCUAUUAUGUGUAUUUUUUUUUUAAAUUAACGCUUUCCUCGCGAUUAACCAUUUUAUUUUUGGUAAAAAUAUCAUUAAUUUUAAACCAAUUUCAAACAAAUGAUGUUUACGUUUAAAGAUAUUCAAUCUCAGUUGACAUUUCUUAAACCAUUUGUAUUUUUUUUUAAUUUUAAGAGUUUAAUCGAGUUGCUUUCCUCCAGUUUCCAUUCUUCAUUGAAGUUUUACAAAAAUUAAAAAAAAUAUUAGCAGAAAAAAAAUUAACUACCUUCUUUUAAACAGAAAUGACCACUUGAUGAGCAAUAUGAAUAUUUGCUCCUGAACAACAACGACUACCGUCAACAGAACCUCUUUCCCUUCCCUUAGGCUUCCCGAAUAAGAGAGCUAGAUCGUAAAUGUCCUUUAAAAAAUCAGAACAAAAAAAAACGAACCAGUAAUGACCAGUCCUGUUUAGCAACUAUAGCGAGAUGGAUGUAAAACACAGUUGUAAUAGGAAACUUAAUAAUCGAAUGAAAAUGGGUCCUUUGUAAAAAUCAAAACUGGCGACAAUAAUGGGGUUGCCCUAGCAACCAGCAACUGACCUAUGGAAAGCAUGUUGCGGAUCAAGCAGCAGUAGCAAUGCGAUAAUUUUUUAAACAAACAACAAGUGAUCAAAUCAAAAGGUUACAGCGAGCAGUGUACAGAGAGUAAAACUAGGAAAGAUUCUAAGUGAAAAAUCGUUUAAUAAAUGUUGAGCAAAGAGGAAUAGAUUUUUACACAGCUAUCGUUUAUAUAUAUUGAGAAAAGGAGAACAUUAAUACUGUUAGCUACCUUACAUUAACGAUUUGGGCUAACGUUAGACGAACCAGCGCUUAUGUACAGUUCAAUUAUUUAUUUUUGAAAACAAAAUAUAAAUAAAGGCCACAAUCGAGCGGAUAGCGCUUCAUCUUCUAGGGAAAGCUUAUAAUAUUGAACUAACAAAAAUGAAAAUAAGAAGGAGAAACAAGUUCUAGUGUCAACUCUUUUACAUGCCCAUAUUACAUAUGGUAAGGAGCUAGCAACGUCUUUAAGAUAAUAAACAAAAAACUACUAAUUCAAUUUUAGCGUUACUAGAAAGAGCAUUUUUACUUACAACUUCAAGCAAAUAAUAUAGCGAAGCAAAAAUCUGCGAAAAAUAUUUUAAUGAUUUCCAAAUCUUCAAGUCCCUUUUUAUUGAAACCAAAAUCAUAAAAAAAUCUCGACAUAUCGUAAACAUAAACAACUCUUUGAGUACAAAAUUGAACCCGGAUCAUUUCAACUGUCUUCUGAAGAAAAAAAAAUCUUACCAUAUCCCGUAUUAUCAAUAAAAAAAUCUUUUGAAAAAAAUUAUUUAAAUUUAUCAAAAACUAAGAAAACAACCAGAUUACAGUGCUUUUAGGAUGGUAGAUACUGAAAACCUUGAUACCACACUUGAAAAACAAAAAAAAACAACAGAAAUCGACAAUAAUAGGUGUAUAAACAAAAAAAAACUAGCGAUGAUAUUAAAAUAAGGAUAAAACAAACAAAACACUGUCAUAUCAUGACAAUAAGUAGCGAUAAAUUAAUUUGAAAUUUAAAAAAAGAAACUUAACCGAUAACCGUCAAUUUCGGUGAGUAGAGACUGUACAGUAAAGUAAACGUUACUGAAAAAGAAAACAAUUUGGUAGACACUACAAAACGCAUAAUGUACUUUGAAGAAAAUAAACCAACUUAUAAAUAAAACAGAAGAUAAAAAUACAUCAAAAAGCUGAUGAUAGGGAUUUUUUUACAAUCCAUCGGAAAAAAAUUCAAGAAUCAGAAUCAGAGAUAUCGAAAAAAAAAUCAUUUGAACGCUUUACGAUUGCUACUAGGUAAGACAUAUUUGCGAACUAGGUAUUAUUAACUGAUCUUGAUAAGCUUUGCCUAACUCGAAGCUAAAUAAUCUCACUUAUCAGGAGAGCAACAAAACUAAUCCUAGAGUUAAAAAAAAUUCUAUCCGAAGAAACAGGAAAUACAUAUUUUAGCAAUCAGUUGAACAGAAUUAUCGAAAGAAAGAGAAAAAAAAAUCGAGACUUAAAACUGUUAUUGUUGAUCUUUUAAAAUUUUAUUCUUCUCCCAGCAUUGAACCAUUACAAAACCCCUACUAACUACUCAGAAGACAAAGAGAGAGAAAAAAAAUCCACAAACGCACUCACAUACAGUUUUUAAUACCCCUAUCUUUAGAAGUUAUUCAGUAUUUUGCUCACACUCUAAGCGAAAAUUGGCCGAAGAUAUCAAGAAUGACGACGACAAUAAAUAGGAAACUUUCACCGCAAAGGGAAACAACAAAUACAAAAAAAAAAAAAAACAAACAAACAAUAUAAUCAAAACUCUUUCAAUCGUACUAAAAAUUUUAAUGGAAAUUUUUAAUUUGUUUCUGUAGAUUUGGUUUUCGAAAUGUGUAAAAUCGAAAAACAGAAAUACAAAAAAAACCUACUUAUGAAAACCGUGUACAAGUUCAUGUGCAAAGUUGUUGGUUAGCAAUUUUUGAUUUGAUGCUUUUUAUUUUUAGAGAUAAACAACAGUGUAAUACAAUGUCAUACGUUUUCUUUUAGUA